CGCGGGCGGGAGGCGGAAGCGGCGCGGGGCGAUCGCGGGGCGGCGGCGGCGGCGGGGCCGGGCCGGGCCCGGCGAGGCCGCGGGGCCAUGACCGAGUACAAGCUGGUCGUGGUGGGCGCCGGCGGCGUGGGCAAGAGCGCGCUGACCAUCCAGCUGAUCCAGAACCACUUCGUGGACGAGUACGACCCCACCAUCGAGGACUCGUACCGCAAGCAGGUGGUGAUCGAUGGCGAGACGUGCCUGCUGGACAUCCUGGACACGGCGGGGCAGGAGGAGUACAGCGCCAUGAGGGACCAGUACAUGAGGACAGGAGAGGGCUUCCUCUGCGUCUUUGCCAUCAACAACAGCAAAUCCUUCGCUGAUAUCAACCUCUACAGAGAACAGAUCAAGAGAGUGAAGGACUCAGAUGAUGUGCCCAUGGUGCUGGUGGGGAACAAAUGUGAUCUGCCCACAAGAACAGUGGACACAAAACAGGCCCAAGAAUUGGCAAAAAGCUACGGAAUCCCCUUCAUAGAGACCUCUGCAAAAACGAGACAGGGUGUGGAAGAUGCUUUUUACACCUUGGUGAGAGAGAUCCGGCAGUACCGGAUGAAGAAGCUCAACAGCAGCGAGGAUGGGAACCAGGGCUGCAUGGGAUUGUCCUGCCUUGUCAUGUGAAAAGAUGCCAAGCAAACGUGGUUCAGGUGCAGCUGCUGGAUGAGCCUCGAUCUCCUGUGCUGCCUCUCCUGCUGAUCCCUGCAGUGUUUCGGUGCCAGUGACAGAUUCUGGGCACCAGAGUUAAUUAGCACAAGGUCCUUCUCCGUGCUCCAUCUGAAGAGAACACCCGUGGCAUCUACCUCCCUGCUCAGCUCACGGAGCAGCAGCAUCUCUGGAUGUGCUGGGAUUCUUUUCUCACUGUGUUACCUGGGUUUGUUCAAGAAGAAAACCAGACACAAAAGUGAACUAUAGAGACUAAAUGCUGUGAAAAAAGAUGACACUUUACCUCUAGAGUAAAAGCUAGAAGUGCUGUGUGUCCCCUGUCUGUUGGAUUCCGUGCAGUGCUGUCAGAGGAGUGGCACAGAGUGAUGUCACACGGGGUUGUGCCACCAGGAGUGCCCCUGUCCCCUCUCAGCUGGGUGUCUGCUCUCUGUGCACCUGUACAGCAAAAGUGCAACAUCUCCAGUGCCAGGAGUGCCACCUCCCUGAUCCUCCAUUUCUGUAAUAAAAAGGAAAACCUUUCCUAACUAAGUGCCUGUUUGCUAAGAAGAUUUGAAGUUGUCCCUUGGGUUGAGGAAAACCCCAAGGACUGGAAUUUCUUGGGAGCUCAUGGUCUCAAGCAGGCAAGUGUGGUGUGGGUGAUCUGUGCCUGACAGGAUCCUCCAGCAGGAAUUUGGAGGCUGGAAGGUCCAGCAGGCACUUGUGAGACUUUUAAACAAGGGAACACACUGCAUCUGUGUUUUACUUUCUUUGUGGGUGGAACAGUUUAUAUUCUGUAUUGUUUUCCUGCAGCAUUCAGAUCUCUUCCAAGUUGGACCAAACAUGUCAGCUGUUCGUUUUUAACAUGAACUGCCAACAUUUCUGGGCAGCUUCUCACUAAUUAAUCUGGUAACUGGAGGUUGCUUUGGACAGCUGCUAUUCAGCUCUCUCUGUAACUUGCAGAUCGUUUUAUUCUGAAUUAUUUUCUUACCACAGACUGUAAAGAGUCUCUUCAAAAUGUCUUUAGACUGU
Poecile atricapillus (Black-capped chickadee) is the source of this 1707-nucleotide messenger RNA. It is a transcript of the gene NRAS, whose product is annotated as NRAS proto-oncogene, GTPase. Gene Ontology annotation, cellular component: plasma membrane. Gene Ontology annotation, molecular function: GTP binding; GTPase activity; GDP binding. Bases 88 to 657 code for a protein of 189 amino acids. Gene Ontology annotation, biological process: Ras protein signal transduction. The record is from RefSeq and is a predicted model, not a curated record. The transcript has 5 exons. Lineage: Eukaryota; Metazoa; Chordata; Aves; Passeriformes; Paridae.